This is a messenger RNA of Mauremys mutica (yellowpond turtle), 1050 nucleotides long. RefSeq names its product Wnt family member 7A (gene WNT7A). The coding region runs from base 1 to 1050 and encodes 349 amino acids. The transcript has 4 exons. Gene Ontology annotation, biological process: neuron differentiation; canonical Wnt signaling pathway; cell fate commitment. The record is from RefSeq and is a predicted model, not a curated record. Gene Ontology annotation, molecular function: cytokine activity; frizzled binding. Gene Ontology annotation, cellular component: extracellular region. Lineage: Eukaryota; Metazoa; Chordata; Testudines; Geoemydidae.
AUGAACAGGAAAACAAGGCGUUGGAUUUUCCAUAUCUUUCUGAGCCUAGGGAUUGUAUAUAUCAAAAUUGGGGGUUUUUCCUCUGUGGUGGCUCUGGGGGCCAGCAUCAUCUGUAACAAGAUCCCGGGUUUAGCUCCUAGACAGAGGGCAAUCUGUCAGAGCAGACCCGAUGCUAUCAUAGUGAUCGGAGAAGGGUCUCAAAUGGGAAUCAACGAAUGUCAAUUUCAAUUCCGAAAUGGACGCUGGAAUUGCUCUGCCUUGGGGGAAAGGACGGUCUUUGGAAAAGAGCUGAAAGUGGGUAGCAGAGAAGCAGCAUUCACAUAUGCCAUCAUUGCCGCUGGAGUAGCACAUGCGAUCACUGCUGCCUGUACCCAGGGAAACCUAAGUGACUGUGGUUGUGAUAAAGAAAAACAGGGACAGUACCAUAAAGACGAAGGAUGGAAAUGGGGAGGCUGUUCUGCUGACAUCAGAUAUGGAAUAGGAUUCGCCAAAGUGUUUGUGGAUGCAAGGGAGAUUAAACAGAACGCAAGGACUCUCAUGAACUUGCACAACAACGAGGCGGGGCGUAAGAUUCUUGAAGAAAACAUGAAAUUAGAGUGCAAGUGCCAUGGAGUUUCAGGAUCUUGUACUACUAAGACAUGCUGGACAACCCUUCCUAAAUUCCGGGAGCUGGGCUACAUCCUUAAGGACAAAUACAAUGAAGCAGUUCAGGUUGAACCGGUGAGGGCAAGUCGCAACAAGCGUCCAACCUUCCUUAAAAUAAAGAAGCCACUAUCCUACCGCAAACCCAUGGAUACAGAUUUAGUGUACAUAGAAAAAUCUCCAAAUUACUGUGAAGAAGACCCUGUCACUGGCAGUGUGGGAACACAGGGCAGAAUGUGCAACAAAACAGCCCAGCAGACCAAUGGCUGUGAUCUGAUGUGUUGUGGUCGAGGUUACAAUACACACCAGUACUCACGAGUGUGGCAGUGCAACUGUAAAUUUCACUGGUGCUGCUAUGUAAAGUGUAAUACGUGCAGUGAAAGAACAGAAGUGUACACCUGUAAAUGA